AUGACGGAAACGCCAUCUUCGAAGCGCUCAGUUCGGAAGAAGCCCAAAAAUUGGACCGGCGGUGCAGGGGUGCCGAGUUAUGCUCUGGCAGAUACGAGAAGAGUUCGCAUUUUUAAGAAUGGAGACGUUAACCAUCCGGGAGUUAGGAUGGUAGUCAACCCUCGCCAAAUCCGCGAAAUGUCCGCCUUCCUCGACCUCGUCAACCAGAAGCUCCAAAUGAUCGCCGGCGCCCGGAGAUUGUUUACAGUCGGUGGAAAGGAAGUGAAGCGGAUCGAUGCGUUACAAAAUGAUACGGACUACGUCGCCUCGGCUAACCACUUCACCCCAAUGGCCUAUGGUCAAACUUUGACCCGAUCGGCUUCCUCUUUUAUCACGUCAGUGACGAGUCCGAGUCUUGCCGCCCAAACCGCGCGUCCGUCUCGUUCUUCUGAACCCAGGGCCGCGAAGUCGACGGGCGAGAAGCGGAAGCGAGCGAAAUCUCAUGCGCCUCCCGGAACCGCGCCUGCCUCUACCGACCUGACGGUGCGUAUCAAAAAACUCGUGAAAAAUGGCGAAAAAAAACUCGAGAAAGCCUUCUCCUUCGGCGACAACGGGGAGUCGACGACGAAAAAGGUGAAGAAACGGGUGCAGAAUGGGGUGGACUCCGUGAAGAAGACGGGCGGAGAUUUGCAUGAGGGAGGGAAGAAAGUAGUCCGAAAAACGAAGAAAAAAGUCAAAGAAAAUCUUGACGUGGUCAUCGACAAGGUCCAGGAUACGGCGGAUGGUGCAAAUGCUCAUGUCGUUGGAGCAGCAGCGGCUGGUGGAGCGGCGAUAGGAGCCACCGGUGCCGCGUUGAACCACACCGUCUCCGACGUCUUGUCCGAUAAGGAGAAUGAUGACCAUGCCCACAAGAUCGACGAUCAUGCUCACGAAGUGGAGCACCAUUCUGAGGUGGUGAUCGACGAGGUCGCAGGCGGUGCUCCUUCGCAUCCAGGCAGUCGGAGGCAAUCGCUAGCUGCUCACUCGGUAAAAUCUCAUCAUUCUGCCCACGGCUCUGGCGAUGAACAUGAACACGAGCAUGAGCACGAGGGCGGUGAUACCGAGCGAAGCAAGGGAUCCGACUCUUCCCGACGUACCCUCGUCCUCUCGCGUAAUGGAAAGCCGGAGCAC
Molecule: messenger RNA, 1149 nt
Organism: Mesorhabditis spiculigera
Lineage: Eukaryota; Metazoa; Nematoda; Chromadorea; Rhabditida; Rhabditidae
Source: the annotation of a GenBank genome assembly